AUGCCUUGUCAGGAUCUCAACGGCUUAAAUUCAAUGGUGAAGGCUCCUGAAGGCACCAUUUUUCCGUCUUCUUUACAUAAACGGGAAUCUAAACAUACACAAUGUCACUCAUUCCCUCAUGAAAUCACAGAAUUGAGUUACUUCAACGGUGUUGGUGACCCUUCCUCAUCCAGUGACUCCUUUCGUCGGUUUAACGGCGCCGGACUCGGGUCAGAUCCCAGUCAUAAUAACUGUUCCACGAACUGUCCCCACUCGGAGUGGUGCCUUUCCUUGGAGAAGGAGCUCGUUAAAGUCAGGCAGAAUCUUACAAAAGCGAAAAUGAUCAACGUUUCAUCAGAUCAAAAGAUGAUAGAGAACGAGGCCCUUAAGGAUGAAAUCCGUCUGCUUCGAGUGCGGUUGGAGGGCGUGGAGAACACCCUUCAGGUGCAGAAAAAAACCACGGCCUCAGUGCACAAAAGGUCUUCACAUCGGGAUGGCGAUGCUACUGAGUCUUGUUCAACGCGUAAUAGGUUGCUGCAAGCUUGGCGAUACCAGGUAAUUCGGCUUUUAAUGGAACGGGUGGCACAAGAAGAGGUUUUUGCCAGGGCAAAGAAGGAUACAGAUGAUCUGCUCAACACUCAGAAGGAGCAGAUAACGGAGCUGGAGACACUAAACCAGGCUCUUAAUUGUAAACUCGAGGCACAAUCCCCUGUCUUGAACUCAAAUUUUAGGAAGGUUGAGGACUACUCCAAAGAAAUCCAGACUUCUAACAACUCAAACACCUGUUUGAAUGAAUGCACAAAGUCAGCACUGACCCGGCUUCAUGCUGAUCUAAUUGCCAUGAACGAGCAGUGGAAUCGCGUUUUUACGGACGAUGGGAACACUGACUCCUCGCCAUUAAUGCAACGUCUUCGACGACUAGAAAGGCGAAUACAGUAUGUGAGCGGACGUCUUCCUAUGGUUCGAGUGCUCCUUUCUCAAAAGCGAGUAGAGCGCAUGAGUUGUGGAGUACAAGUGUAUGGCACCCUUCGUCUCCCUCCUAUCAACGCUGCUCUUCCCACUAACGUGGAGGACUUAAAAGAGAUGGUUUUGGCUGCUCAGAAUGAACUAGCUCUGGCUAUUGCUGAUCGAGAUCUCAUUGCAAAGCGCCUGAUUAUGGACGCGCAAGACAGCGAUGAAAAGCUGAGUGAUCUCAGACGAACACAUUCUCAUGAGAUCUCCCUCUUGAAACGCAGACUGGAAGAGGCUGAGAAAUCUUUGGGUGAAAAGACUCUGGAUUUGGAGAGGGCAAAAGAAAGAGUGUCAGCUCUGGAGGCCGAGCACAAACGGUUUGUGACUGAGAUUACGGAGGAAAAAGUUAAGCUCGAGACCGAGUUGACCGACACAAAGAGUGACCUAACCAAAGCCCUCAUUUCUGUCCGUCGCGCUGAACGAAAAGCAAUGCAGGCCACCAGUGAAAAGGAGGCACAGAACACUGCGAUCUUGCCUACCUUUCCAACUAGGCGGCUAACUUACGAUUCUUCUCUGCCAUCUACCAAACAGAUAUCAGCUCUAGAGUUGGAGUACAGUGAAAAGAUGGCAAAACUGAAGAAGGCCCAAUGCGAAGCAUCACGUGAGUCCCUAUUUCGACCUCCAUUGCCACCAUUGAACCGACCGGCCUACUUGACACCCGGCGAGGCGUUUAUUCAUCACGAUCUACCAAUACACUUCGCACUGGAGAACGGUGAGAAAAAGGCCAUCAGCUGUCACAAAACGAUAAAACCAACGAAACAUGAAGGAUCAGUUUUGGAGAGUCUUCCUGGUGAUCAACUAGAAUCUAUCCGUGAGACUCUGAACAAGUUGGCCAAUCUUGCAAAGCAGCUGGAACAGCAAUGA
Messenger RNA from Hydatigera taeniaeformis, 1854 nucleotides. The record is from the annotation of a GenBank genome assembly. Lineage: Eukaryota; Metazoa; Platyhelminthes; Cestoda; Cyclophyllidea; Taeniidae.